AUGCAGAUGAAGUCGUUCUACGCCCUCAAGACGAUGGCCGUGCCGGCCAGGUACGGUCUGUCGAAGAACAUACAGGACCUGCUCAUAGCCCUCGAUGACCACCACAGCGGCUCUAUCGACGCCGAAGAGAUUGGCAGACUCGUGCGGCUGAGUCCAAAACGCAGAGCGGCCAUCGCCAAUACUAUUACAAAAUGCGCCAACAUCAUCAAGAAUCAACCUAGCGAGAUUCCUACGUGUUGCGAUGUCAUUGAGAUGUGUACAGAGCUGCUGGAAAUUGCAGACAGGAAAUCUCCUGCUGCUGGGUUCCCCUUUUUUCGGUUGCCAGUGGAGAUACGAGAGCGAAUCUUCGCUCUGAUGAUAAAUAAUGUGUUUCACACCAAAUCCAUUUUGCCGGCAAGCAACAAGCCAGGCACCUGCAAGUGUCCUCGUUUCGACCGAGACAACACCUUCCAGACGGCGCAAAUGAAGGACCUUAGACACAUCUUUGGUCCCAACCUAAUAACUCUAGAAUUUUAUCGAGUACUUUUUCGCACAAAGACGUUUCGAUUCCGCUGCCCCUGCGAGCUGCGAUCGCAUUUAAUGAACAACGACAUAUUCUUUGACAACGUGAGGAAGAUUGUGGUUCAGUGGAGCGGCCCCGAGGCGGCAAAGACGUUUCAGCUCUUGAAAAAGGUUCCCAAGCUUAAGAGCCUGGGCAUCGUAAUCUCCAGACUGACAUACAUCCACCUCAACGAGCGAUCGACCUUGAUGAAGUCUUACUUUCCUUUGGCAUACAAGAAUACACGACUAGCAGACGUCCUCGGCUUGGACGAGCUCUUGGAAAUACGUGGGCUUAAUCGUGUUGAAGUCAUGAUUGCGCAUUCCUCGAGAGGUGGUACCCAAUCAAAUGAGAUGGACAGGGCAAACCUCUUUGAUCUUUUGUCUGGCAGGCUGACGCAGCCAAAGGAGUUCAACUAUGAUGCGGAGUUGUAA
Molecule: messenger RNA, 972 nt
Organism: Trichoderma aggressivum f. europaeum
Lineage: Eukaryota; Fungi; Ascomycota; Sordariomycetes; Hypocreales; Hypocreaceae
Exons: 3
Coding region: 1-972 (323 amino acids)
Source: RefSeq, a predicted model, not a curated record